Cladophialophora psammophila CBS 110553 is the source of this 957-nucleotide messenger RNA. RefSeq lists its product as uncharacterized. The transcript has a single exon. The record is from RefSeq and is a predicted model, not a curated record. NCBI's taxonomy places the organism in Eukaryota, Fungi, Ascomycota, Eurotiomycetes, Chaetothyriales, Herpotrichiellaceae. Bases 1 to 957 code for a protein of 318 amino acids.
AUGGCUCCAUUCAUCGUCGUCGACGGUGAUGAUUUGGCGGCUGAUGCCAUUUCAGACUCUGUUGAUGAGAUAGACUUGCCAGAAACCUGCCUUGACGGCGACGACAACUGGCACGCCUUCUACACCAUCAUGUCGUCCGACCCAGUGCACGGCGACAACGACGGUGACGUCCAGCUGCCGAACCCAGUGCAGCCACCCGCCUCAAAUGAGCCUCAGCUCAACCUCUCUUCAAACGGUAACAACAGCGUUACCUUCAUCGUUCACCCAGCAACAUCGCCAGCAACAGCGGUGGAGGAGCUUUUUGCGCCUCUUGACAUCGACGACGAGGACGACGAGGACGCGGCGGACAUCAAUGUCCAAGGCAACAGCCUUACACCUCCUUCAUCACCUCCUGCAUAUGGUGAAACAGUCCUCCAUUUUGGCGAAAUUGACCUGCCCUUCGUCCCCAUCGAGCAACAUGUCCCCGGCCACAACGACAUGACGAGUGGUGCGGUUUCUCACCUGGACGAAACGAGCACCGACUUGCUUAUGGAUGACAACACAAUCUGUACAUCUAGCAACGCAUGCCAAGUGGCACCUUACAAGGUCCUCCGACGACAUCGGCUCUUCAACAUCGGUCUGCCGUUGGCGGAUGAGGGUCGUCUGUACGACUUGCCGAGGGACUUCCUCACCACAUACCGCGGACUAGAUCGCGCAGUAGAAGAAUUUCGAGCCUGUGACGGAGACAUGAUUAACGAGAUGGACUCCGACACUGCACUGCUGGACAUGAUUGUCAAGAGGGGCGGGUUCACAAGCAACAGAUUCCAGGAGGUCGUGUACCCCGAAGAUAUCAUCCCGUUCGAAUACUUUCAACCAGCUCCCAGAGGAAAUUUCGAGUUGAGUGGAGAGGAGGAGGUGCAGGACGAGGAGUAUUGGGAGGAGAUCAAGGUCCAAGGCAAGAUUUGGGACGAGAUCUAA